GCAUUUAACACCGAGCCAGAAAGCUCAGAGUAUGUGCCGCGGCUGCUAAAAGUAUCAAGUAUCACGAAGACCCAACUACUUACAUAAAAUGGCUCAAACCUGUUUUGCGGUUACCAUCCUGGCGGUCCUGCUACUGGCACAAGGCAUCGCAGCCAAACGAGGAUGUUCAGCAUUCGGUCACUCCUGCUUCGGAGGGCACGGCAAGAGGUCUGACAUUGCCGCCAUUGACCAGACGAACCAAGACCUGAUAGCCCGUCACCAGCUGGGCCAGGAAGAGACGCCCCCCCAUCCAGGCUACCCUCAUUCCGGGUACAGCGGCCUGCUGCCCCUGGGAGACGACAUCAUACCCGUCAGGGAUGGUGGUGUGUACGACAGAGAGGACGGCGCCUCCCGGGACGCCAUCAAGUUCAAACUUCGGAACAUCGUCAAGCAUUGGAUGGACAACAUGAGGCGGCAGCAGAAUAACGACGACGCAUACAUCAUCGACAACUUGUAAACCCACACUGUUUCGCUUACGGUUGCCACCUGCCGACUAAAAAAACAAUUGACAACUGUCUAAAGAAAAAAACAAUGGAAAUGAAACCAUCUUCAACUUUUGUGAUCUUCGAAAAUCAAAAUUUGAAUUUUUAGAAAUCGCAUUCGUCUAUAAAGUGACCUUCUUGGAUUGUUUAUCUGUGGUUAUUUAGUUUGAAUUAAGAAACUUGUAUCAAUAUUGUUUUUUUAAUCAUGUAAAAUCUUUAUCGUGAUAAAAUCUAGAGUUAGAGGUUAGAAAACAAGUAACUAAUAUUACUUGUACUAAGCUAAGUAAUAAAAAGGUAUAAAUGUUAUUUAAAUUACAAUAGUUAUGAAUCGUGAGAAGUGGCAACCCUAAGCUCAUGCUAAAUAUAAAUCUGGAGGUUCCCAUAUUAAUAGAGCGAGCUUGCUUUUCGUAAAAAGGGUCAUUUUAGGAUGAUAUCAUUUCGAAUUUAAAUAUCUUCAUGUAAUUAUUAACAUAUUUAGAAAUAAUAUUAGACGUAUGUUGUAAUAAUCUGUUUUCAAACUACAAACAAUAUUUCCUCAAUAUUUAAUAAUAAUAAUAUUAUGAAAAUCAAGCUCGCCUCUUUACAAUUAUUGUUAUCCUUUGUCUUUACUAUAAAUAUAAACGUUUCUUGUCAAUUAUAAAGUUUAACAUAUAACCAUAAAUUGUAUGUAGAUAAAAAAAGAUUUCCUUAAAAAGGCUGGCUGCUGUAUACUUAAAAAUAAAAAGGCCCGUAUUAAUGAUUGUGUCUCAAGACGAUACUUGAGAAAUUGUUUGGUAUUUUAACUUGACUGAUUUCAAAAAUAUUUUUCUUAUUUUUUAAUAAGAUUUUUUUAAAUCUACUUUCUUCUUUCACUGAAAGCUAUUAUUCUAUUCACACUUUCUUUUUUACUAUCAGCUAAGUACAUAUUUCAUAAAAAAAAAUGUUGUCUAAUAAUAAUAUCGUAUUAUUAAUACGGGCCUAAAUCUGUCACUAUACAUAGUUUCUACAAUAGUAACAAUUUGCUUUUGUAAAAUAGCUUUGUUGUUGUGAGAUUUGGUAUAUUUUCGUUAAUAUUGUACUUUCACCUCAGUACCUGAAAACGUAUUGUUUGGUUUCUAAAUAAAAGUAGUUUCUUUGUAAUACAUAAGUUUACCAUCAAGAUAAAGGAUAAGUAGCUGAAAUGACUGUCUCUGUUAUAUAGAAAGUUUGCGUACUUAAUAAAUGGUUAGUAACAACAUAA
This is a messenger RNA of Ostrinia nubilalis (European corn borer), 1740 nucleotides long. RefSeq names its product neuropeptide CCHamide-2 (gene CCHa2). Gene Ontology annotation, molecular function: neuropeptide hormone activity. The coding region runs from base 89 to 496 and encodes 135 amino acids. Lineage: Eukaryota; Metazoa; Arthropoda; Insecta; Lepidoptera; Crambidae. The transcript has 6 exons. Gene Ontology annotation, biological process: neuropeptide signaling pathway. The record is from RefSeq and is a predicted model, not a curated record.